GUGUCUCUGCUGGAUGAACCAGUCCGUGUUGAGCCACGCGCGAGAAAAGAAACACGAACCAGAGAUCCAACCGCCGAAUAAACAAAUAAGAAAAAACAAAAUCGGGACUAUUUUUUUGGAGUUAUUUGUUGUUCUUCUUUUUUUCUCCCCUCUGUCUCUCGCGCAGAGAGAGAAAACGGACCCACGGCGACCGGUCUGGGUUUGGAUGAGCGAGUGGAGCAGUCCCGCAGAGAGCAGCGGGGACAUGCUGUGACUCACAGCGCAUUGCCCUCCAACAGGAUGACUCUCAGCUCGCUUCACGCCGUCGCGCUGCUGUGGGCGUUGUGCCCCGCCGCGCAGGGCGUGUGCGACAGAUCGUCCGAGACCACCGCGCUCGACCUCUCGGUCUCCUACGAGCUCCCAACGUUCACCGCGGACUUCCCGAUCCAGAACAUGGUGACGCUGGACGGGGUCAUUUACGUCGGGGCUGUGAACAGAAUCUACGCCCUGUCCCCGAACCUCACCAAGCUGUCGGAGUACCGCACGGGGCCGCUGCUCGCCAACGAGACCUGCGGACAGAAACUGACUGGCGCAAUUGCCGGCGGUGGGGAAGCUGGCGACAGGGUGGACAACCACAACAUCGCUUUGGUGUUGGAGAAUAUUUACGACAAGGGGCUGUUCAGCUGCGGCUCGGCGGACAACGGCGUUUGCCGGCGCCACGUCCUGGACGACGGCGUCAGCACGAAUACCGUCGACGAACAGGUGUCUUGCUUCGCCGACAAGUCGAGGCAGCGCCGGGGUCAGCCCAGCGACUCGGACCUGGUGGUCAGUCCCUCCGGCUCUCAGGUGCUCAACGUGGAAAGCAACCUCAUCAAGUUUUUCGUCGGGAACUCCGAGAUCCCGGGCAAAGAAAACUCGUCGGGCGCCGCGCCGCGCCCCCACACCUUCGCUCUGCAUCGGAUGAAGUCGAGCCAGAACGGCUUCACUUUCUUUUCCAACCGCUCGCACAUGGACCUGAUCCCGUCCCUCCGGGGAAGCUACUACCUGCGCUACGUUUACUCCUUCCACAGCGGACCUUUCACCUACUUCCUCACCGUGCAGCGGGUGAGCAGGGAAUCCCGGGCAUACCACACCCGCAUUGUCCGCAUGUGCUCCGCGGACCUGGAGAUCCGCCGCUACGUGGAGAUGCCCCUGGAGUGCAUCAGCACCGACAAGCGGCGGCGGCGCUCCGCCGAAGACGUGAACGUGCUCAACAUCCUCCAGGCAGCCCACGUCACCAAGGUGGGCGACGACGUCGGGCUGCAGAAGCUGCUGAAGCUGGAGAAAGACGACUACGCGCUGUUCACCGCCUUCGCCCGGGGGAAGCCCAACUCCCCGGAGCCGACCCCCAACUCGGCCGUCUGCAUCUUCUCCCUGAAUCACAUCAACAACAUGUUCAAGACCUACAUGGAGAAGUGCAGCACCAUCGACCCGUACCACUUCACCGGGUCGGACAAGAAGUCCUGCUACAACGUGAGCUCACCGGACGACUGCGGCCCCCACGAGGGGAUCCACGAAGGGAAGGAGGGCGAGUACCGCCUGCAGGUGACCCAGUUCGUCCAGAGGCUGGAGUUCUGGCACAAAGAGCUGACGGACACCCUGGUCACGUCCAUCACCGUGGUGCAGGUGCACGGCCGCGCGGUGGCGUACCUGGGCACCGCCGACGGGCGCCACAUACAGGUGCUGUUCUCCCGAUUAGCCGCCCCGCACGUCAACGUCCGCCUGGACUCGGGACCCGUCUCCGCCGGCGUGGUGCUGCUGGACGCCGACGGCUCGGGCGGAGCCCUGCUGAUGGCGACAGGAAACAAGAUCACCAAGGUCCCUCUGAUUGGCCCCGGCUGCGGUCAGCUGACCACCUGCACUUCCUGUUUGCUGUCGUCGCAGGUGACCGAAUGCGGCUGGUGUGACGGACGCUGCAGCAGAGCCGCCCAGUGUCCCGCCUCCGCCCUCUGGACCCAGGACUACUGCACGCCCGUCAUCACCAAGGUGACGCCGACCUCCGGGCCCGUCCGAGGCUCCACGGCCGUGACGCUGUGCGGCAGCUUCUUCGGCUUCGACAAGACGGAGAGCUUCAGGGCCUCGCUGGUCACGGUGGAGGUGGCGGGAGCUCCCUGCAGGCUCACCCGGCAGGACAACGUCAACAGGUGGACUGAGGUGCAGUGUUCCCCAGUGUUCAGUGGGAACUUCACCCCGUCGGGGAACGCCGUGAAGGUCACAAGCGGCCACAAGGUCGCCUCGAUGGAGGGCUUCACCUUCGUGGACCCCGUGAUCCACGAAAUCUUCCCGACGUUCGGGCCGAAGUCCGGGAGCACCGUGCUGACCGUCAGGGGCGCCUUCCUGGACGCCGGGAACAAGCGAGAGGUGACGAUCGGGAACGCGGCCUGUAAGAUCCAGAGCCUGUCGUCCACCAUGCUGACCUGCAAGACGCCUCCGCACUCCGUCCCCUCCAAGCAACCCGUGAAGCUCACGGUGGAUUCGGUGGAGCGCCUGGCGCCCACGCCGUUCACCUUCAACCAGGACCCCAUCAUCAACAGCAUCCAGCCCUCGCGCUCCUUCGUCAGCGGAGGGUGCACGGUGUCGGCUCACGGCUUCUUCCUCCAGUCCGGCCUGCAGCCCCAGAUGGUCCUCACCACGGGUCAGGACGCCGAGGUCUUCCAUGUGAGCUGCGUGUACGGCGAGAACCGGACCUCCAUCCAGUGCACCACGCCGUCUCUGGCCAAGCUGGCCCUGAAGCCGCCCGUGGUCACCAACGUGGCGUUCGUCCUGGACGGCUACUACACGGAUCAGUGGGACCUGAUCUACGUGGAGGACCCCCAGUUCCAGGACCCCAAGCUCACCUCCAAGGACAACAAGAGCAUCGUGGAGCUCAAGGGUCACCACAUGGACCGGGAGGCCAUGAAGUGUCAGGUCCUGACGGUCUCCAACCACAGCUGCGAGACUCUCACCCUGAUCGGAAACACCCUGGAGUGCACCGUGCCCACCGAGCUGCGGGCCGCCACCGCCAAGGGGCUGCAGGUGGAGUGGCGCCAGGCGGACUCCAUCCGCCACCUGGGCAAGGUGACGCUGGCUCAGGAGCCGGACUACACGGGCCUCAUCGUGGGCUGCGUGUGCGUCAGCCUGAUGCUGCUGCUGCUGGGAACGCUGCUCAUGUGGAGGAGGAACAAGCACAUCGACGAUCUCUCCGAGGUGUGGUACGAUGGUCGGGGUCACAUCCAACAUCUGGACCGGCUGGCCAACGCGAGGAGCGUCAGCCCGACCAACGAAAUGGUCUCCCACGAGUCGGUCGACUACAGAACCACUCUGAUGGAGGAUCAGGGCACCGACCGGCCGUGCCGGGGGGCUCCUCCCAUCUACGGGGGCAACGGGGAGCUGCUGUCUCCCAGACUGAGGAGACUGGGAGGCGGGCUGAGUCUGGGAAUGGAGGGCGAGCUGGUGUCCCCCUUGCUGGUCCACAUCGACCCGUCCUGCCUCCACCCGGACCUGCUGACGGAGGUGCAGCACGUGGUGAUCGCCAGGGAGCAGCUGCUGCUCCACCUCAACCAGGUCAUCGGCAGAGGUCACUUCGGCUGCGUUUUCCAUGGGACGCUGCUGGAGGCGGACGGCGAGAAGCAGCACUGUGCCGUCAAGUCCCUGAACCGCAUCACGGAUCUGGAAGAGGUGUCCCAGUUCCUGAAGGAGGGGAUCAUCAUGAAGGACUUCAGCCACCCGAACGUCCUCUCCCUUCUGGGAAUCUGCCUGCCGCCGGAGGGCUCGCCGCUGGUGGUUCUGCCCUACAUGAAGCACGGCGACCUGCGCAACUUCAUCCGCGAUGAGGGACAUAACCCAACCGUGAAGGACCUGAUGGGCUUCGGGCUGCAGGUGGCCAGAGGGAUGGAGUAUCUGGCCAGCAAGAAGUUUGUCCACCGAGACCUCGCUGCCAGGAACUGCAUGCUGGAUGAGAGCUACACGGUGAAGGUGGCAGACUUCGGCCUCGCUCGAGACGUUUACGACAAAGAAUAUUACAGCGUCCACAACAAGAGUGGAGUCAAGCUGCCGGUGAAGUGGAUGGCUCUGGAGAGUCUGCAGACGCACAAGUUCACCACCAAGUCAGACGUGUGGUCCUUUGGCGUGUUGCUGUGGGAACUGAUGACCCGCGGGGCGCCGCCGUAUUCGGAUGUGAACUCCUUCGACAUCACCGUGUUCCUGCUGCAGGGGAGGAGGCUGCUGCAGCCCGAGUUCUGCCCCGACGCCCUCUACACCGUGAUGAUCGAGUGCUGGCACCCGAAGCCGGAGCGGCGGCCCUCCUUCUCCGAGCUGGUGACGCGCAUCUCCUCCAUCUUCUCCAGCUUCAGCGGGGAGCACUACGUCCUGCUCAACACCACCUACGUCAACAUCGAGAAGAUGAGCCCUUACCCCUCCCUCCUCACCUCCUCCACCAACACCACCCGCACCGCUUCCACCUCCUCGUCUUCCUCGUCCGUCCCCUCCACGUCCCCGCCGACCCAGACCGCCUUCUUUUACAACGCGGAACGGGACUGCUGCACCUGAGAGGGGGGGCGGGGGGGGGGGGGGGGGAGGCAAAGACUCAUGAGCAAAGAAGGAAGCGGUGAGGUGAUAAAGAACUACUGUAAUGUACUUAUGCCAAAACACUGGACACUGUAUGCUGAGGAAAAACACGUUCUGACCGUUCGCCCAAUACAUAGAUCGUCUGACCUUUGACCUGAACCGACUUGGGCCCGCCACAAACAAUAGGGUCGACCUUAUCGACCUUUUCUGACCUUUCCUUGACCCCUCCCCCCUCCCCAUCCAAGGGGAGCGUGAGGUCAGCCGUCCCAGCGGUGAUUACGCAACGCUAUAAAAAAAAGACAGAAGCACGAGUCAUCAAAAAGAGAAAGAGAUCUCAUGGACCCCCCCACGGGGAGAGGAUCCACUUCCUGCUUCUGGUCCUCUCUGGGUGGCUUCGAUACGCAGGAUGUGGGCUCGGAUCCCUUUUUCUUAUCUUUCUUUCCUGUAAUGCGAAUGUUUGACUGAUGGCCUCCUCCCGACCAGCCAUGUGCAGGUUGACAGGUGAAGGGCAGCGGAGGUGUGAGGAGGCCCAAAACAACCUGCUGCCCGUGUGCAGUUCACUGGAUGCUUUGUUUUGUGUAAUUUUUAACCCCCCAGAAGGGUCAGAAGCAUCUUUUGUUUUUUUUAUUUUGUACAUUUUUUGUUUUUAAUGAAACGUCCCAUCAUGUCAACAUGCACACACACACACACACACACACGUGUUAGUUUUUUUUUUUGGAAGGUUUGAGGUUGUUUUUUUUAAACUCGUGUUUGGUUCUGUUCACCUUUAACAUUUCAAUUAAUUAAAUAUGAAUUAAAAUUCCAAACAAAGAGCUGGUCGUCCACUAACGGCUCAAUGUUGAACCCUUUACCUCCGUGUGGCUCUCAGCUGUAUAUCACUGUAUGUUUAUGGCGACGAAAUAUUGUUCAUGUACCAGUGUGUUUAUGCAAAAUGUUAAGCUUCAUUUAUGUUGCACUUUUUUGCCGACCGUAUUUUUUUUACAUUUCUUUUUAAAGCGUGCUGUACAGUUUUUUCUUUCUCCGUUCCGGGGCGGCCAUUGACUUCCAUUCAUUUCUGUGCGAUAUGAAAAUCUUCAUCUCAGUCGUCAUCUAGUCUACGAGUAGGUUUGGUCAAUAAUAUGUAAACAUAAAAAAAAAAAAACAUAAGACACAAAAUAAAUGAAAAACACUUUAAUUUUCAGUCUCACAACUUUUACACAAACAAAUGACAUUAGCAAAACAACACAGAAAUGUAUUUUAAAUGUUUACGGCAGUAUAUCAUAACGUCAUGUAGAAAUGUGCCAAUUGAUCAUCUCGAUUGUAUAUAAUUGUAUAUAAAUUGUAUAAAAAGUAUGUAGUAAUCUAACUACUGAUGUCCUAGAUAUGAGUCUCUACAGAUAUCAGCGUAUUGAUUCCACGCUAGAGGUGUUGUGAUGUUCCGGUAUUGACAAUAACUGGGAUAUUAAAUGUUUUCUUAAAUUUCAUGUUAAUAAUGCACGUGAUGACAUCAUGCCCAUAAUCUCCACCUCCCUAAACUCGUAUUUUGAGUGUAAUUAUUUUUGCCGAAAAAGUGACAAAACGUAAAAUCUUUUGACUAAUAGCAUUUUAUAUAUAUAUAUAUAUAUAUAUAUACAAUUUUAUUUUUUUUCUGUGCCUUUAGCAAUAAUAUUGUUCUUGUGAAUUCUUUUGGCCGGGAUAGUCGUGUUAUUGUGACAGCCCUGUUCCACACUGUUCCAAAAGAAGUGACGCCUACGUUUCCCACAAUGCAACAGUGACAUCGCCUGAGGCAUUUAAUCAGAUUUUCUUGUUAUUUCCGGCCCCCGAAAAAUAUAAACAUAUAGAAAAGUGAAAAGUGACGCGCAACACAAGGUUUUUCAUAUUCCAACGGAAAUGAAUGUAAACUGAUGGCUGCUUCGAACACACACGUUUAAAUCACGAUUUAAAUGUUUCGCAUUUGUGUUGCAAAAUGUGCCAAAACUUGCAAAAAAAAAAUCUCCGCUGAGGUCAAAGUUCAGCGGAUUAUGUUUUUUUUCUUUUUUUUCUUCUGAAUGGCUGCUGAUGCGACCAUUGACAGGACAGGUAUGAAUGUUUUGCUAUGACAAGAGAAAUCGCUGUACUAUAUAUUUUUGUAUCGACGACGAGCCAAAUCAAUCAUCACUGCCGUCUUGUAACCGUAGCGACGGGAUCUGUGAGGGUUCGGGCGUCUCGCUGAACGAACCGGAGCCACCCGCACGAUGCCCAGAGAGUCCCUUUGAUCAUGUGACUCGUGACACUGUAUGUUCUGUGUGUGUGUGUG
Messenger RNA from Cyclopterus lumpus (lumpfish), 6838 nucleotides. It is a transcript of the gene met, whose product is annotated as MET proto-oncogene, receptor tyrosine kinase. The coding region runs from base 280 to 4545 and encodes 1421 amino acids. The transcript has 21 exons. NCBI's taxonomy places the organism in Eukaryota, Metazoa, Chordata, Actinopteri, Perciformes, Cyclopteridae. Gene Ontology annotation, biological process: positive regulation of kinase activity; nervous system development; multicellular organism development. Gene Ontology annotation, cellular component: membrane; signaling receptor complex. The record is from RefSeq and is a predicted model, not a curated record. Gene Ontology annotation, molecular function: ATP binding; transmembrane receptor protein tyrosine kinase activity; protein binding.